This is a messenger RNA of Gigantopelta aegis, 2211 nucleotides long. RefSeq names its product GTP-binding protein 8-like. Gene Ontology annotation, cellular component: mitochondrion. The record is from RefSeq and is a predicted model, not a curated record. Bases 369 to 1346 code for a protein of 325 amino acids. The transcript is spliced from 7 exons. Gene Ontology annotation, molecular function: GTP binding. Lineage: Eukaryota; Metazoa; Mollusca; Gastropoda; Neomphalida; Peltospiridae.
AGAAAAGAAAAACAAAACAUGUUAUAAUCGUUACAAUAUACUAGUUCAAUUAUAAUUUAUAUACUAAUAACAAUAUUUAACAAGUGACAAUGUCAUUAGGUAGGAGAUCUAGCAACUGAAAGUAGAACUAAGAAGACGUCUACGUGCAUUAUUAAGAGGAGGAUUUAACAUAAGAAGAAUGAGAAUGGCUGCGCCCAUACAGCAAAUGCUGCAGCAAAUUAGACUGUGAAAAUCGCCGAAACGCCCUCCAGCAUCAUUUUCAAAUAUUUCUUUUUAAUUGUGUCAUCAGAUACAUUUGACCCAAAGAAACACCACCUUACACCAGCAUCCUAAUACAACAGGACAACAUUUUGUUUUAUCUUUCAAACAUGUAUCUAGUGUGUUCAAAAUCUGUGCCUGUAUUUACAUGCAAAACACAGGCACUGAUUACUUGUAGAAAAUGCUUAUUCAGACUGAGCCAUACAUCUUAUGGUCCGAGGACUGCAUCCUCAGUGUUUCAGAAUGAAGUAGUUGGCUUGCAUUUAAAUUUGUGUCACUGUCGAAUGAUCCACAGUUUCCAAAAGAACAGACAUUUUCACACGUCUUCCAGUUAUUAUAAAAGGCAGACUUUAUAUCAAAAUCCAUUAAUGAAGUUGCAGCCAUAUUUGGAAAUUCCUAUUCUGCCAAAGAAUAACCAGGUGUUUAGCCCAUCAGCGAGUGAAAUGGAAAAUGCCAGCGAGCUGUUUAAGAGUCGGCCCAGGGACAAGCAUGAGAUAAAGUUUAUCAAGUCGGUAGUAAACUUGGAGAAUUUACCAGAACACGACUUGCCAGAGGUUGCCUUUCUUGGUAGAAGCAAUGUUGGGAAGUCCAGUCUGAUUCGAGCCUUGUUGUGUGAUGUGCCUGGUCUUGAAGUAAAAGUCUCCAAGCGUCCGGGCCACACUAGAGCUCUCAAUAUGUUCCAAGUGGGGAAGGCCUUUUGUUUGGUGGACAUGCCUGGUUACGGGUACAACAUGCCGCAUCACUUCCACCAGAGUGUGGAGAAAUACCUGCAGAGUCGAAAAAAAUUGUGCCGAUCUUUUGUCUUGAUAGAUAGUGAAAUAGGAAUUACUAAAACAGACACAAUUGGACUUAAAAUGAUGGAAGAUUUUAGAAUACCGUAUGUUCUAGUGUUAACAAAAAUCGACAAAGUGGGUCAUCACAUCUUGUUGAAGAAUGUCCUGGCUGCAAUGAAAGUGAGAGAUGAGAGCCAUGAUCUUUGCUGUUUCCCGCAGCCAUUCCUCGCCAGUUCAGUAACAGGAGAGGGCUUGCUGUUGCUGCAGUCUUUUAUUGCAUAUGUCACUGGAAACUUGCUUGUUGAGGGAUUAUGAGAAGACAGUUCCAUCAUUUCCCAACUGAGGUUAAUCUGAAGACCGAUUCAACUGAAGACCGAUUCAACUGAAGACUUACUACAUUGGUAGAUAAAGAGGCUUGUGGCUAUCAUUCCUCACAGCUGCCAAGCCGACUGCAUCUUUUGUGUGUUAGGAAAUGUAGGACAUGUUACACAGGUGACAUACGAGACCAAUGUAAGAUACAAUGACUGGGAUGAAGACAUAGUUGGCAAGGUGCUUACCAACUGGAAGUGUUCAAAACAGGAUAAUAAAUUGUAGAAAAAGAUACUGAGGCUGGAAGAAAGGAAACCCUUCUAUGAUUACCAGCAUGGCUGACAAGUUGCUCCAAUUCUCACCAAAUUUAAUUUUACUGUUGAUAGGAAAAUGUAUUCAUGAAAGCCAAUUUGAAAUGGUGCAUUAAACAUUGUAGUAAGAUGGGGUGAAUAAUAUUAUUAUUACACUGUCUAGUGCAUGAAAUGCAGCUUACCUGAUGUUGUUUCAGAAACCUGCAGGAAACAGAGCUGGUUUAAGGAUCUGCUGGGCCUGUAGCACAAAUAACAGCAGGGCCCAAUUCCCAAGAUAUACAUUUUGUAACCCCCUCGGGGAGAGGGGAAAGAUAACCUAGGGAAAAUAAAUGUACACAUCACUGCGGGGUCCCCUGGAGCACGGGGACAGUAGCAUGUGCUAUAUUUGCUACUAGGAUAAACCGGCUCUGGCAGGAAACUGAUGUUAUGAUAAACAACAAAUAUUUCAACUAUCAUUAAUAACAAGCAAUUGAUGUAAUAUUUAAAUAUUUUUUAUUACAAACCUGAAUUAUAAAUACCAGACAAAAACUAAAAUUUGUAAUAAACCAUAUUAUGAUUGA